Molecule: messenger RNA, 1912 nt
Organism: Entrophospora sp. SA101
Lineage: Eukaryota; Fungi; Glomeromycota; Glomeromycetes; Entrophosporales; Entrophosporaceae
Source: the annotation of a GenBank genome assembly
UGACAUUAAUUUAAGUGAUGUACAACUAUUAGAACCUCUUCUUCUUAAUAAACGUGUCCAAUCUAAAACUGUUACCAGAUAUCCUGGUUUGGUUCUUCAUGUUGUAAUUGAUGAACAAGGAAUCAUCAGCUGGAGAGAGUUUGAUUUUUCAAAAGAUGCAACAAAAUCAAAACUUUUAAGAUCAGGAAACAGUGAGAAAAGUAGUACCUAUGAAUUCACCGUAGAAGAUUUUGAGCUUUUACCGAUAAAAAAUGGUGCUUAUGCUAUCACAAUUGCUUAUAACUUAAGCACUAAUAUUGGCAAUGGAACGAUAUACGAAGUUGAAACCUAUAUUAUUCCACCUUUAACAAGUCUAAAAAAUAAUUUGACUAAAUUCACUUUAUAUAAAUCUGAAGAUGAUCUUCAAGAAAUUAGAUUAAUUGGGUGUCAUGACAACAUUGUUGCUGGCACCAGCAAUUCUUCUCAGAGUGAAGAUGCGUGUUUUCUGGAAAUUGAAAAAUCAAAUAAAUUUUCAUGGAUGCAAUUAUCAUUUUCAACUGAAGGUGUAACUAAUCCUUUGGCAACAUUUGGAAAUGAUUCUUUUUAUGACACAGACACAAAAGAACGUAUUUAUUCUGUGAUGGGAAUGUCUAGAAACAAUACUGAUAAUUAUAUGGUGAUAACAAUUAAUACCAGUGAUCCAAAAACUGCUCAUUUUUCUGGUUAUAUUUACAAUGAAUCGAAUAGAACUUAUACUCAUUGGGGUUUUCCAGAAGGAAUGCAAUUUAGUGGUUUAUUCAAAAUGUUACCAAAUGAUACUCUGAUAGCACCUUUGGUCUCACCUGCUAAUUCUAAUUUUUGGUCAUUGGAAUCAACUGUUAUCAAUGUUGAAGGAUCACAAACGCAUAGUGAUUUCGAUAUUAAUGCAAAUAUUAUGGAAUUUAAUCCAAAAAAUGGAACAACUGUUCCCUAUAAUCUUGGUGAAGUAAAUGUAACCAUAUCCAGUGAAGAUGUAGUAAUAGGAUCCGGAAAUAUUGUCAUUUAUCAAUUAUUAAAUAACAAUGAGACUCUAUUACGACAAACAACACCAGUAAAUUCUCCAUUUGUAUAUUUAGAACAUGACACUACAAGCGCAUAUCAUACAAUUUUGCAUUGUUCACCUCUUCUAUCCAGUACAUUGAAUCAAGCUAAUGGUAAUUACCUUGUGCACUUUGACAAUAGUUUAUUAAUGACCAAGGAAAAUACUUCAAUUCCCAUCCAAGACAUAAGCUUUACAGUUGGCGAGAUUCCACCAGAUGGAACUGAAGAUGAAUUUGAGAAAGGAAUUUUUCGAUUAUCUGUUGAUGGAUCAGAGCUUUUUAAAACAUUGAAAGGAGAAGAUAGAGAUAAUUAUUUUUUUCAUUUAAAGCAUGAAAUGGCACAAUUCGUCCCUAUUAAACCUUCCAGAUUGACUAUAUCUAAUCAAACUCAAAUUGACUCCAGCAGCAUUACACAUCCACAAGUCUUAAUAACGUUUAUAAUUGCAGCAACUGAAAACGAUAAAGAAAGAAGUGCAAAAAGAUUGCUUUCUGAUAUGAAUACAAUGAUUACUAAUAAACAAUACACCAACAUUUCCGGCGAUACUUAUCUAGACUUUCUUGACACUACUUAUGGUGUUCAAGAAAUUCCUAAAGGAAUUUCGUUUAGUAGAGUUGGAUUUAAAGGGUUUAUCGCCUUAUUUGGAUUACUUGCAGAUACAGUGGUUGUUAUGGAAUCUGUAUUCACUACCAGUGAUGGUGGUACAUCUGGAAUCCAAUCAAGACAUGAAGAAACCGAACCAAUGUUAACCAGUCAUCAAGAAGUCCAUCAGCAUUAUCAAGAAGAAGAAUCUCAACAUAACGUACACUAUACCACUGAUUUUAAAGUUGAUGAAAACGAGCCUCAUAAAAAAUAA